Messenger RNA from Gloeophyllum trabeum ATCC 11539, 4889 nucleotides. RefSeq lists its product as uncharacterized. The transcript has 17 exons. The coding region runs from base 321 to 4697 and encodes 1458 amino acids. Gene Ontology annotation, biological process: DNA repair. The record is from RefSeq and is a predicted model, not a curated record. NCBI's taxonomy places the organism in Eukaryota, Fungi, Basidiomycota, Agaricomycetes, Gloeophyllales, Gloeophyllaceae. Gene Ontology annotation, cellular component: Ino80 complex. Gene Ontology annotation, molecular function: ATP hydrolysis activity; ATP binding; ATP-dependent chromatin remodeler activity.
CCCCGACGCCGCGGCGUCCAAUCUCAGGCGAACGUGAAACCCCUCGGGCAGCAAGAGGAGCCUAUCAGCAGGGCACUUAUGUUGAUCCAGUCGCACACAGUGCUUAUGAUGGACAGUGGCUGCUUGGCCCAGACGGAGUUGCUCUGGAGGACCCUAACUCCGGUUUUGACAGUGAACACACAGAACCCUCAGGCCGGAGGAAACGGAGAAACGCCGACGAUGAUGCAGACUACCAGCCUCCUGGGCAGAAACGCAAUGGCACGCGUCGAUAUUCCUCUCGAAGUAAACAUGCCCGGGCUUCCUCGCCGCCGGUCCAUGUGAUGGAACCUACAGUGGUAGAGUUCCAUCAGCCUACGGAGGAUGAGUUACGCUUAGCGUCCUCAGACCUCGAAGAUUGCGAGGAGGUCUGGAUAGCCGAGUACAGCGAUUACAUCUUGGAAACUCAAAAGAGGCAAAGACAAGUAGAGGUAUUUUUUGAUGCUAGUUGCCUUGAACGGAAUUCCAACGUCGCACGGUCAUUGUCACACCACUACGCGGCUCGUGUGGCUAGUAUACCCCCGCCGCCGCCGCCACCACCGCCGCCGAUGAUGCAGGACAUGAACCGCGUACCAAAUGUCAACCCGGUUUCACCUCCGUCUGCUUCCACUGAUGAUCCAGACAUAUCGCCAGAGCCCGCAGAACUUGGACAGUCUUUCGAAGCAGAGCGUGGGGCGGAGGAUGCUGCCACAGCAUUAGAGGAAUCUGUCCUCGGCCAUCCGAAGGCUACUCCAGGAUCUAGGAAGGGUAAAAAUAAACUGGGAACGAAACGCCCAGCUGCGCUGCCCGAGUCAGAUUCUGGUAGUGAGCUUGAUGUGCCUCUUUCGAAUAGGUUUGACAAAAUCGGCCCUGCCGCAAAGAAGCGCAAGGUGGAUAAGAACGCAGAUGGCUUGGUAGAUGAAUCGGAGAGGUUCAUUACGAACGACAAUCCGCUCGAGUUCCCCAAGCAUGCCCUUGGCUCAUCUAUCUCAGCAUCGUCCACGAAAGCGAAGGGUAAAGGGAAGCCCGCCGGACCAGGUGAGAUGGGUGGGGAUGGGGUCAAGCCUUAUCGUAAGAAACCCGGGCCAAAGCGUAAGCUCGAUGCGCUUCCACCGCAUACUCAAGAGCUUCUUGGAGUCGGCUCUGGUUCGGUAUCUGCUUCUCGCGACGGAACCCCCUCGGUUUCUGCGUCACGGCCAGCCUCUCCAGCGCCGACUAAUACUUCAUCGGUCGUGUAUGAAUUGGACGAGCUCAUACCACCUCUGAAGAAAGCCAAAAAGGUCGAUGAUUCGAUCAUGGCCAAACGGGUCAGGGUAUUGGAAGAGGCGCAGAAGAAGGUAUGGACGAACAUCGCCAAACGAGAGGUGGCAAAGGUCUACAAAUACCAUGCUAUGGGGUAUCAAGCCAGACAAGCGCAGUUGAAACGUCUUGCCCUCCUCUCAUCUAUGCAAGCUCGAAGACCAUUUACUCGGACUGCUAAAGCAAAUAAGGAUAUCCAGGCUAAAAGUAAGAGGCUAAUGCGUGAGAUGCUCGUAUUUUGGAAGAAGAACGAGAAAGAGGAGCGGGAUGUCCGCAAGCGGGAACAGAAGGAAGCUCAUGACCGCGCCCGGGUCGAGGAGGAACGCCGUGAGGCUGCUCGACAGGCGAGGAAAUUAGAGUUCUUGAUUAGUCAAACGGAGCUGUACAGUCAUUUCGUUGGGAGCAAACUGAAGACUGCUGAGGUCGAGGGCGACUCUGCUGAUGCGCAAGCACCUGCCGGUGCUGAGCUAGUCGAAAACGAUAGUACCUUACAGGAUAUCGACUUCGACGAUGACGAUCAGACAAACCUCCGCCGACAUGCGGCGCGUAACGCUCAGGAUGCCAUAACUCUAGCCAAACUGAGGGCAAAAGAGUUUGACCGACAAGCUGCGCUGGAGCGCAAGACCAACGAAGCACUGCAGCUUGCGAAAUCGGAAGGACGAAGUCGAGAGGAGUCAGUGGAUGGUGUGGCCACACCUUCUGCACCACUCGUAGACCUCGACUCGGAUGAGCUUAAUUUCCAGAAUCCUACUUCCUUGUCUGGGCCGCUGACCAUCAAGCAGCCGAGAAUGCUUACAGCGCAGCUCAAGGAAUACCAGCUGAAAGGCCUUAACUGGUUGGCAACCUUAUACGACCAAGGUAUCAACGGCAUCUUAGCCGAUGAAAUGGGUCUAGGGAAAACCGUCCAAUCUAUUUCUCUGCUGGCCUACCUUGCAGAAGUGCAUGAUAUCUGGGGACCUUUUUUGGUUGUUGCUCCUGCCUCUACCCUACACAACUGGCAGCAAGAAAUCACCCGAUUCGUCCCACCUCUGAAGGCGUUGCCUUACUGGGGCAAUGUGAAGGACCGGGCGACCCUGCGAAAAUUCUGGAGUAAAAAGGAAAUCAGCUAUAAUCAGGAUGCUCCGUUCCAUGUCCUCAUCACGAGUUACCAGCUGGUGACUCAAGAUCAACAGUACUUCCAGCGGGUAAAAUGGCAGUACAUGGUCUUGGAUGAAGCGCAGAACAUCAAGAACUCGUCUAGUGUCCGGUGGAAGACACUUCUUGGAUUUAACUGUCGAAAUCGGUUGCUUCUUACUGGAACGCCGAUCCAGAACAACAUGCAAGAACUGUGGGCUCUGCUGCAUUUCAUCAUGCCCAGUCUGUUCGAUUCUCACGACGAAUUCAAUGAAUGGUUUUCAAAGGAUAUCGAGAAUGCCGCUGAGAACAAAGGUAGCAAACUAAACGAGCAUCAACUUCGCCGGCUGCACAUGAUACUGAAGCCGUUCAUGCUGCGACGUGUGAAGCGUCACGUCCAGAAUGAGCUAAGCGACAAGAUAGAGAAAGAUAUCUAUGUAGACCUCAGUGCCAGGCAACGAGCGUUGUACCGAGCCUUGCUAGCCAAUGUCUCUGUUGCCGAAUUGCUCGAGAAAGCUGCCAAUAUCGGAGACGCCGAGUCAGCACGGACGCUAAUGAAUUUGGUCAUGCAAUUCCGCAAAGUUUGCAAUCACCCCGAGCUCUUCGAGCGUGCAGAUGUCGUCGCCCCGUUCUCGUUCUCAGUGUUUGGGCAGUCCGGACCAUUGAAUAGAGAAGGAGACUUCCUUUUCUUGCCAUAUUCAUCACGGAAUCCCAUCGAAUACACAAUCCCCGAAUUAUUCUACCGUGAAGGCGGUCUUUUGGAUAUACCGCAAGAAGAGUCGAUUUCUCGGCAACCCACUGACUGUAUAUCCCAUCUCAUGAAUAUAUGGAGCACCGACUGGAUCCAGAAGUCCAUGUAUGACGACGUCAGCGACUCCUUUGCAUUUCUUCGACUUUUGCACAUGUCCCCGGGCGAAGCGCACGAAGUGCACCUAUCGCCGUUGCUGACGCGGCGCUUGCGAGCCGCCCAGGAAGAACGCUCAGUAUUAGCCGAAGAUACCUGCGUCCUGUACGUCGAAUGUCCACCAGAUCCCCCCUUCCGCAUCCACAGGGCGUUACCAACAAUUGCCUCGGUAAUUGCACCUGGAUUACCCGCCUUGCCCUCCAUAUCGAAGACCGCUUGGCAAGGCUCCUGUCUGUCGCGACAAGGCUUCAAGUUCUUCGUCCCACCUGCGGUGGCUCCUUCGAUAACCAUGUAUUGUGCGGACAGAACGUUCUUAAACCGCCAAGAACAGUUCUUGGACGGGCCGCUUGAAUCCCUUGCUCUUUACGGCCUCCCAGCGUAUCUGAGAGAUUCCGAAGAUGCAUACUCCGGUUACCAGUCCAGGCUACCAGGUUUAUCGCCUCUUGGCUUGUUUGGAAGCUCUCCUCCAGAUCAACUCCCUGCGUCGACUAUGCAAGUUCCAGACGCGAAGAGAUUGAUAUACGACUCUGCCAAGCUGGCUCGCUUAGACGCCCUCCUUCAAGAGCUGAAGUCGGAAGGCCACCGCGUCCUGAUAUAUUUCCAGAUGACGCGUAUGAUGGAUCUCAUGGAAGAAUAUCUUAUAUACCGGCAAUACAAGUAUCUCCGUUUGGACGGUUCUUCCAAGCUAGAAGACAGGCGAGAUAUGGUCAUAGACUGGCAAACGAAGCCGGAGAUUUUCGUCUUCCUACUCAGUACUCGGGCGGGAGGUCUGGGUAUCAACCUCACUGCUGCAGAUACGGUCAUAUUCUAUGAUCAUGACUGGAAUCCUUCCAAUGACGCUCAGGCAAUGGACAGAGCUCAUAGACUGGGACAGACACGACAAGUCACUGUUUAUCGUCUCAUUACUAAGGGCACGAUCGACGAGAGAAUAGUGCAGUUGGCACGAGUAAAGAAAGACGUACAAGACAUAGUCGUCGGCAACAAGAGUUUCACGGACGUUGCGAAACCGAACGAGAUCGUGUCGUUACUCUUACCUGAUGACCAACUUGCAAAUCUCAACGCGACUUCUGUGAUGUCUUCACAAGGAACUGGCACUCGAACGAUAACCUCCAUUAAUGGCUCAGAAGAUCCGGCCAGGGAUCUAUGGAAUGAAGAGGGUGAUGAAUUCUUUGGGCAUGCAGGUCCAGCACAAAACAAUGGACCUGAAUCCGUUGUAGAGGACGUUGGACCGCAAGCUGCGAGUACACGCGGGAAGAAGAGGAAGAACGGCGUGUCGGGCUCUGGUCGCGGUCGAAGAGGUGGCUCGCGGGGCACCGGUGCAGGUAGAAGGAAAGCCUCUGUCGCGAACGGGAGAGAUGCGGCCUGAAUAAACGAAGGUCAGCGAGCUUGAGCACUGUCGCUCUUCACAUAUGUUACUUGCAUUCUGGACUUGCUAUCGUUCUUGUAUUGCUUUGACUCUUACACUGCAUAUUGUAGACCUACGCAUUAUUAUUGUAUGUACUAUCGAAUCGCACUGGCAUGUACUGCUCUUCAAGAUCAAAUCCCGUCUGGAGUUCUC